Molecule: messenger RNA, 3270 nt
Organism: Kalmanozyma brasiliensis GHG001
Lineage: Eukaryota; Fungi; Basidiomycota; Ustilaginomycetes; Ustilaginales
Exons: 1
Coding region: 1-3270 (1089 amino acids)
Source: RefSeq, a predicted model, not a curated record
AUGCUGCGCUCGGGCGCGCGCCGUCUGAGCAGGGGCGUAGCCACAGCAGCGAAUCCGUUCCCUUCGGAAAAUGCGAGCAUCGCAGCCUGUUGGUAUCGACAGCUGCUCUAUAGCUCAGCAUCCCUGCAGCUCAAUCGACGUUCCACCAUUCGUCGACCUUCAGCUCGCUUUGCUGCGCACUUCUCGACGGCAGACUUUCCUUCAGACUCCUACUUUAGCGCAUCGCAGCCAGACCAUCCUUCCCCAGCUCGCCAUCCUUCGGCCUCGCAGCUGGAGCGCUUUUUGCCUCCGCUCGUCGACCUCGACCUCAUCGCCAUUAGAGACGCUCAUCGGCCUCUGAUCGCGGCUCUCCAACAUCUAGACGCCGACCUCGCUUGGCACCUCUACAAACAGCUUGGCAAAGCUCGUCGCAGCCUGCCAACAUCCGUCAUCGACCUCCUCAUCACUCUGCAAUGUCGCAAACCCGUCAGGAGCUCCCCAGACAAUGUCAUCGAUAGCCGACUUGCUGUGCGGCAAGUCUGCGACGGGGUCUUGGUACUCUGCUCUGAUCGAACGCGCUCUCAUCAAGCUGCCAGCUCUUCCAAAGCCGCCCCAUCCUUACCCGACAAGGACGGAAUCUCUACACUUUCCGCUGCUGUUUCGCUGAGGUUGCUGUACCUGCUCGUUGUCGAAGAAGAGCAGAUCGCCGCAUCCAAGAGAUCUUCAGCCGCUAGACGGCGCAACAACCUCUCGAGCACCCUUGCCAUACUCUUGGCCAACGUACAAGCGCAGGAAGAGCCCACAGAAAAGUUCGAUGGUCCGCUGCGAGGGCGUCUAGCAGCCACGCUUUCGCGAGUAGGUGCCACAGAUGCUGCUUACGAUCAGCUGAAAUACGUGGUCGAGCAGGCUGCCCUGACGGAUGACGACCUCUUCAUCGAUCCGCGUCCCUUCGAUCAGCUUCUCUCUGCGCUAGCUAGGAAAGCAGAGGCUUUUCCGCAUCACGCCAGUCUCCUUCCAUCGCCCGUCGACAUGGCGUACUCUCAGGUGGACGAGCAUGAUCCCAUCAUCCGAGCUUUGCGGCUCACCUUGUCGUCUGAAGUCCCAGCUUCUAAAGCCAUCAUCCACAAAUGUCUGCAAGCCCUCGACUCAGCUACGCUCUGGUGGCUGCUACCCUUCGAGCUUGAUGGCAAGACAACGGAAGACGGCCGCUCUCCUCGGCUGUUUGACGAUCGCUUUUCUCUCAAGCCAAAGUGGCACCCUUGGCAGUCUUCAACAAAUGGCGCAAGUAUGAUCUCGCAAGACUCGCUCGACUCCUUCGCCGAACGCGUCGCCCUCGUGCUCGCUCAGCGGGGCAUUCUCCAACCUGCCCUUCACAUCGUAGAGGGCCUACAGCUAUCGCAUUCCGACGCGCAUGCUCAGCACGAGACGCUGUCCAUGACCAAGACGCCGGAUCACGACCUCUUCACCGUCUUGUUGGAGAAGCUCGCGGAACGAAUGGCCUCUGACAGCGGCCAAGAUGCGCGCACCUCGUUGGACACGCAUCGAGGGCUCUCGCUCGAUCUUCAUCUUGCCAUGAAAGUGUAUACCGCUGCGCAUUCGGCAAGCGUUGACCUGGAUUCUCGACUCAACCAAGCCAUCAUCAAGGCUCUCGCCAGCUGCUUGCCCACGGCUGUCGCCGAUUUGGGGCCCAGACGAUCCCGCUUCACCAAGAUCAAGACUCACAUAACGCAACGUAACGAGCAACGUGGCAGCAAGCAGGCUUUGAGAGUCUACCUCCGCCAGUUUGCGGACAUGCUGCUCACGAGCGAUCCUGAUCUGAGCAAGGGCUCCCUCAGCUACCCUGCUCAGGCAACCCUCCUCGGUCUCCACAUGCGCACCCGUGACUACGCCUUCACCAAGCGGCUGUAUCAGCUUAUCCGUAUUCGCGAACCGACUCGGCAGCUUUGGUCGUCAGACACCAAAGGAGACUCUCUGCAAUCAGCCGCGCUUGAUCCUCUGGCUGGUCCGGACCAAGACACCUUCAUGUGGCUCUUCGCAGAGAGCCUCCGAUCGCCUGCGAGGACCGUCUUUGCGGUGCAGCUCUACUUCGACUGGCUUGCGAGCGGCCACACGCUCCCGUCGAGCCUCAAUGCGAUCUUCGUCAAAGGUCUCUUGCGUGCUGGCCUCCUUUCCGUCGUACAGCGAGUACUGCAGCAAUGGGAAGGCGAUCGCGCUCUGCUAACGGCUGGUCUAGCCCGCAGUCUCGUCCUUUCGUUUGCGGACGCCGGUUUCCCCGAUUUAGCCAUGGAGCUGGUCGUCAACGUCUCUCAAGCCACGGCUUCAACGCACUUCUUCCAAAACGCCACUGCCGACGUGGGCGGGUCAGAUGAUUCAGGCGAAGCGUGGCGCCUCGUCUCAUCCCUCAAGCUCAUGAGCAUCGCCCUUGAUCGGUCAAGCAGGGUCGCUGCCCCGGACUUUGGCGACCUAGAUCGCAGGGUGCUCCGUCUCUUCGAAGAGUUUCGGCUAGGCUUGACCCACCAUCUCUGCAUGAACAUGUCCCAACGAGCUGAAAGUGCGCAGACUGGGUCCUCUUCUAGCGGACUGACGUUGAGAGACGUUCGAAUGGCCUACAACGCGUCUAUGAGGGCUUCUUUGUCGGUCCUGCCGUCUCCUUCUGGCGUCAGCACUACUACAAAUGCCGACGCUUCGGAAGCAGACUGCGAGCUUGUGCGGUCGACCUGUGUGCAUGUCGAGGAGCUCUUCGGAGAGCUCAAGGACUUGGUCGCCGAACCCGACAGCGAUUCUUGGAAUCUGCGACUGACAGCACACUUACACGCGUGCCUCGCCGCGCCAUCGCAAGCACAGCGAGCUAGCCGGCUGCAGACAGCGACCGAGAUGCUCGAGCGCACAUACGGACAGACCUUCAGGACGGAUGGCGAUCUGCAGGCAACGGAGCCCGAGGCUCACGACCUCGCACCAAGUAUGAAAGCACGAGGCACCCGACCCGUUGAAGUCCACGCAGCAGUCGUUGCGGCCGCCAUGGAUGCCAGUCGCUUGUGUGGCGAUCUCGAAUCGGGUCUGCAUGUCUAUCAGCUUCAUAUGCGUCACAGCGAUCCCGAUACACUCGUAGAAAAGGCACGCUUGCUGCUUCUCGCGGACUUGGCCGAGCCGCGUCAGUGGCGAAAUGAGCUCGACCGUCUCUUGCAGCGCAGCAAGUCGGUGCUCGGGCUCAACGACGACUUCUUGAAGCAGCUGCAGACGCUAUCGAACGCAGCCACGCAGCGCACCGCGACGAACGCCUUCGUCGGAUAA